Molecule: messenger RNA, 1788 nt
Organism: Rhododendron vialii
Lineage: Eukaryota; Viridiplantae; Streptophyta; Magnoliopsida; Ericales; Ericaceae
Product: FRIGIDA-like protein 4b
Exons: 3
Coding region: 116-1669 (517 amino acids)
Source: RefSeq, a predicted model, not a curated record
UCGAAUUCUUCAACUAAAAGAGCCAUCACCUCCUUUCCAAUCCAGUUUUGAAAUUUCUCAGCGUUUCCCGGUUACCAAACAACCAAACCCUCUUCCUUUCCCCAACGAUCAAAAUAUGUCCGCAGAUAUCGCAAUCAACCCAGACCGAAUCAAAAACUUCUUCAACCACCUCGACACCCGCCAAUCCCUCCUCGCAACCGUCACUCACCUCCACAAAACCCUAACCCACCACUUCUCCUCCUUGGACCAAUCCCUGUCCCAAAGGUCCCAAGCCCUAGACUCCCAAAUCCAAGCCCUAGACUCCCAAACAGAAGAAACCCUAAGUUCCCUCGAGACUCGAGAAAAUGCCAUCUCGGACAGGCUGGCCGUCGCCGCCGCCCGCAUCGAGAGCCGGAAACAGGCCGCCGUCUCGGCCGCGGCAAGCGGAGGAGAGAGGAGGGUGGUGAGGGAGUACUGUAGGGUUAUGGAUUGGAAGGGGUUGUUAGGGUUUGUGCUGGCGAAGAAGGAGGAGGCUGUGGGGGACAGGUGGGAGGGUACGGCGCUGAGGGAGGAGAUCGCGGCGGCGGUGGCGGAGGAGGCGGUGGACGGGAUGAGGAUGGUGCUCGAGGCGGUGGAGGAGUUUGUCGAUUCGAGGGUGGAAGGGAAGCUCACGGCGUUGGCGGAUAGGCGGUGGGCGUGCGGGGUUUUGAUUCAGGCGGUGGUGGAGACGGGCGGUGGGGGAGACGGGGGUGGUGUGGGGAGGGGGAUGAAGGAGAGGGCGGUUGGGGUUUUGGAGAAGUGGAAGGGAGUGAUGGGACGGGAGAAAGGCGGGUAUGGGUCCGGAGGCGGGUUUGGGUCUGGUGAGGCUAGGAUGUUCUUGCAGAUUGUGAUUGGGUUUGGGUUGAAGGAGAUGGUUGGGGAGGAGUAUUUGAGGAAGUUGUUGGUUCAGUACACGACAAAUAGGCAGAUCGGGCAAUUCGCAAAGCUGGCUUGGACUUUGGGUUUGGCGGACCAAAUUAAAGAUAUCGUUGAGGAGUUGGCAAAGAGCCGGAAAAAUGCAGUGGAAGAGGCGAACGACUUAGAGUUGAAUGCCACAGUAGCUAUGCUAAAAUGUGCGGAAGACAACAAGCUUGAAUCGAAGUCCACCAUUGAUAGUCUCUGGAAGCGAGUUCAGCAGCUGGAGAAGGCCAAGGAGGAACACAAAAAGAAGAGUGCCCCCACAUCUACAAGCAAGCCUCCUAACAAGCGAGGCCGAAGAGGUGGUGGUGGUCCACCCUCUUACCCGCCCAAAUCGGGGAGAUUCUCCAAUGCUUCCCCCACUUCCCGGUCGCUUCAGGCGACACCUGCCACAUUUCGCACCCCAUACAAGAAUGCCAGCCGCAACAUGUACGAGGGUCCAGGUCCAGCCUCUUAUGGGCCAGGAUAUGGUGGAGCUGUUGGGGGCAGGGCAAGUGGAUCGUAUGGUGGGGCCCUGACAGGUGGAUCUUAUGGUGGGGCCCCAGCAGGUGGGUUGUACGGUGGGGCCCCAAUAGGUGGGUCGUACGGUGUGGACCCGGCAGGUGGACCGUAUGGUGGGGCCCAGGCAGGUGGAUCCUAUGGUGGACAUGGAUCGUACGCAGGGCCGAGGAAUUUCGGUUCGUAUGAUCGUAGUGCUGCACCUCCACCUCCAUACCCUCCAUACCAUCAUUAGUGUAGUAAGGAUCAGGAUAUCCCCAUUUAUUUGGAGGACUUGGGACGCUGAAUGCCUGAAUCUUAGUGUUACUACUUGGGUAACGCGAUCUUCAGUAAUGAAAUUAAAAGUUGUUACUA